AUGCCCGCAGCUGCAACGGAGAACGUCGCUCCUGCUGCCAAUAUGCAGCAGCAGCAGCAGCAGCAGCAGCAGCAGCAGCAGCAAGAGCAGCAGGAAGAUGCUGCUGCUGAAGCGGCCACUCACAAGGAUACAAGUAGUAGCAGCAACAGCAGCAGCAGCAGCAGCUCUGCUGCUGCUCGGGAACUCGUCCCCGCCCCCUGGGAGGCUGAGCUCGAGCAGCAGCUGCAUGCAGUGCAGCAGGAGGUUGAGGCUCUCGGCCACGUGCUGCAGCAGCAGCAGCAGCAGCAGCAGCAGCAGCAGCAGCAGCAGCAGCAGGGGAUGCCCGCAGCUGCAACGGAGAACAUCGCUCCUGCUGCCAAUAUGCAGCAGCAGCAGCAGCAGCAGCAGCAGCAGCAGCAGCAGCAAGAGCAGCAGGAAGAUGCUGCUGCUGAAGAGCUGCAGCAGCAGGAGCACCAGCAGCAGCAGCUGCUGCUGCUGCUGCUGCUGAACCUGGUGUAG
Eimeria mitis is the source of this 498-nucleotide messenger RNA. RefSeq lists its product as uncharacterized. The coding region runs from base 1 to 498 and encodes 165 amino acids. The transcript has 4 exons. The record is from RefSeq and is a predicted model, not a curated record. NCBI's taxonomy places the organism in Eukaryota, Apicomplexa, Conoidasida, Eucoccidiorida, Eimeriidae.